UCGCUCCUCAAUAGUGGGGAUGACUACCGGGCAUUAAUCCUGGCAGUUCGGACGGGGUACUAAUCGCGAGAAUACUGUACUAAGCUACUAUAAAAUUCAAGGAAAUACACUGCUAUGCCACUUAUGUCAUACAGUCCAUCGAAAACAUAUAAAUCGAAUAUGGGAAAGAAUAUACGUAAUUUGAUAUUCGCUUACGACUCUUUGUGUUCAAAGAUGGAUAGAGGUAUGACGUGAAAAAACAAGGACAGAAGAACAAUAUGCUAUACUGACAAAUAAGAAUACCAUACAUAGGUUAAUUGGUGGGUUAAGUUAAUUUUAAGUUGUACUUCGAACCAUCAUGUAGUAUUAUAAACACAUAAUAUAUUGUUCAGUACAUUUUGGGCUGAGAAGAUCUUAAUGACAACAAUGAUUGUUGGAAAAAUUCUGUCAUCUACUUUGGCAAGAGCACGAAUUGUUUCAUACGCACAGCCUCAAUUAUUAAAUCAAAAACAAAAUUUGACCCUGUUUUUAUUGGUGUGUAAAUUAACCAGUCACCAUAUUACUAGGAAUAUUAAAUAUAUCUCUCAAGAUAACAAAAUUAAAACCUCUGCUGGCCGAAUACAAAAAUAUAAGAAUGAUGACAACAGACCACUAUUGGUUUUGUUAAGUUGGCUAAUGUCAAGGCCUAGGCAUGUUAUGAAAUUUGUAAAUCUUUAUACAGAGCAGGGUUUUGAUGUUGCAGUAGUAACACUUACACCUUGGCAAUUAAUGUGGCCCACAAAGGGAUCAAGAGUAGUUGCUGCAGAAUUACUAGAUUUCUUGGUACAAUAUGAACGUAAUCAGCAGAUAUUGUUACAUGGGUUUUCAGUAGGUGCAUAUAUGUGGGGAGAAGUAAUGGAUUUAAUUCAAAGUGAUCGUCAAAAAUAUGCCCAUAUUAUUGAUAUGAUUGUUGGUCAGGUUUGGGAUAGCGUGGUUGAUGUCACUGAAUUAUCAACAGGUAUACCACGUGCUGUAUUUCCCAGAAAUGAUGUGUUGCAAAACAUGUUACAGAAAUAUCUACAAUAUCAUUUAAAAACAUUUUACAAACAGUCUACUCAAUAUUAUAUACGAUCUAGUCAAUUAUUUCAUACAAAUUUAGUACACACUCCAGCAUUAUUCUUUAUAAGUAAAGUGGACCCUAUUGGUAACAUAGUAGACAAUAUGAGGGUACACGACCAAUGGGUCAUCAAUGGUGUAAAGACUUACGUCAAAAUAUUUGACAAAUCUCCGCACGUUGGACAUUAUUACAAAUAUCCAAAAGAAUAUGUGGCAGAACUUUAUGCUUUCUUGAAUAAAUUAAAUUUAAUUAAAAAUGAAGAGAAAAUAAGAGCACAUCUCUAGAUAUUCAGUUUCAUACCUUAUUAAUAUUAUAUUUAAUAUUCUUUCAUUCGUAUUCUUAAAUGAUAUUUGAAAGUGUAUGUUAUGACUUGCCAAAUAUGUAGUCCUCUAAUCCAAGCAUUAGAUGAAUUAACUUUUAAAAAAAAGGAAUGCCAAAGUACAAUUAUUUUGAUAACUAAUUAGGAAAUUUUACUUAAUUAUUUUUUAUUGCGUAUGCUUUUUGGCUGUAAAUAGGAAUAUUAUCAUGUGCAAUAUUUGAAAGUAUUGUAUGGUUAUAAAAUUACUCUAAUCGUAAGUUUUUAAUUAUACAGAUCUUUGUUUAAAAAUGCGGAUGAAUAUA
This is a messenger RNA of Nomia melanderi (Alkali bee), 1696 nucleotides long. Lineage: Eukaryota; Metazoa; Arthropoda; Insecta; Hymenoptera; Halictidae. The record is from RefSeq and is a predicted model, not a curated record.